AUGCUGCUGCCGCGGCUGUGCUGGCUGCCCCUGCUGGCCGCGCUGCUGCUGCUGCUGCUGCUGCGGCUCCGGCCGGCGCGCGCGCAGCGGUUCUCGGCGCUCACGUUCUUGCGAGUGGACCAAGACAAGGACAAAGACUGCAGCCUGGACUGCGGGGGCGCCCCGCAGAAGCCCCUCUGCGCCUCGGACGGCAGGACCUUCUCAUCUCGCUGCGAGUUCCAGCGCGCCAAGUGCAAAGACCCCCGGCUGGAAGUCGCCCACCGGGGCAGCUGCAAAGACGUGUCCCGCUGCGUGGCCGAGAGGAAGUACACGCAGGAGCAGGCGCGGCGGGAGCUGCAGCAGGUGUUCGUGCCCGAGUGCCGCGAGGACGGCACCUACAGCCAGGUCCAGUGUCACAGCUACACCGGCUACUGCUGGUGCGUCACGCCCAGCGGGCGGCCCAUCAGCGGCACCGCCGUGGCCCACAAGACGCCCAGGUGCCCAGGCUCUGCGGGUGAGAAGAUGCCGCAGCGGGAAGGCGCGGGCAGGGAAGAUGAUGCCUCAGCCCCAGCACUGGAGACCCAGCCCCAAGGAGACGAGGAAGAUAUCGCCUCCCGCUACCCCACGCUCUGGACGGAGCAGGUCAGAAGCCGGCAGAACAAAACCAGCAAGAACUCAGCGUCCUCGUGUGACCAGGAGCAGCAGUCCGCCCUGGAGGAGGCCCGGCAGCCCCGGAGCGACGACGUGGUGAUCCCCGAGUGCGCCCACGGUGGCCUCUACAAGCCGGUGCAGUGCCACCCGUCCACCGGCUACUGCUGGUGCGUCCUGGUGGACACCGGACGCCCCAUCCCCGGCACCUCCACCAGGUACGAGCAGCCCAAGUGCGACCACACGGCCAGGGCCCACCCCAGCAAGCCCCGGGACCUGUACAAGGGCCGCCAGCUGCAAGGUUGUCCUGGAGCCAAAAAGAACGAGUUUCUCACGAGCGUUCUGGACGCGCUGUCCACGGACAUGGUGCACGCCGUCUCCGACCCCGCGGCCUCCGGCAGGCUUUCCGAGCCCGACCCCAGCCACACGCUGGAGGAGAGGGUGGUCCACUGGUAUUUCAGGCUGCUGGACAAGAACUCCAGCGGCGACAUCGGCAAGAAGGAGAUCAAGCCCUUCAAGAGGUUCCUGCGGAAGAAAUCAAAGCCCAAGAAGUGCGUGAAGAAGUUCGUGGAGUACUGUGACGCCGACGGCGACAAGGCCAUCGCGCUGGCGGAGCUGACCGGCUGCCUGGGCGUCGCCAGGGAGGGCAGGGCGGGCAGCCGCAAGCACCCGGCCCCCCGAGGCAGCACGGACGGCGCGGCCAGCAGACAGCCGAGGAAGCACGGCUAAGCGCCGGGACUGGCCGGACACGGGAGGCUCCCUCACCAAAGCGCAAUUAAAAAACCCAAAAAACAAAAACAUAGUAUUUGCACUUUGUACUUUAAAUGUAAAUUCACUUUGUAGAAACGAUAUUUAAACAGACUGUUUCAAUCUGUGACGGGCGAGGGCUGCGCGGAGUCGGCCGCUGGCCGC
This is a messenger RNA of Talpa occidentalis (Iberian mole), 1539 nucleotides long. It is a transcript of the gene SMOC2, whose product is annotated as SPARC related modular calcium binding 2. Gene Ontology annotation, biological process: extracellular matrix organization. Gene Ontology annotation, cellular component: basement membrane. The transcript is spliced from 13 exons. The record is from RefSeq and is a predicted model, not a curated record. Bases 1 to 1356 code for a protein of 451 amino acids. NCBI's taxonomy places the organism in Eukaryota, Metazoa, Chordata, Mammalia, Eulipotyphla, Talpidae. Gene Ontology annotation, molecular function: extracellular matrix binding; protein binding; calcium ion binding.